CCUCCUGCAGACUGUCAGUAGUCGUGAUUUCUCUCUCUCCACUUUCUCUCACUCCACGCAGUGAGUGUUCACUUAAAGUGAACUUUACCGGGCAAACGCGGACAGCGAAACACAGCAGCCUCUCUCUCUCUCUCUCUCUCUCUCUCUCUCCUCUCGUUUGCUCGUCUCCAUGGAAACUGUUCAGAAAUUGACGUCUGGGUUUUCUCUGGACCUGGGACCUCUGAAGGAACCUCUGGGGUUCAUUCGUGUCCUAGAAUGGGUCUUCGCCAUCUUUGCUUUUGCCACCACUGGAGGUUACUCUGGGUCAACACACAUGGAGGAGAAAUGCCAGGACGACGUGAGGAAUGUCUUCGCUGUGUUUUACUACCCAUUUAGGUUGUCAGCGAAACCAUACAGCAUCCCUUAUUGCAAUGGCACUGAAUCUAAGGGCAUUUACCUGCAGGGUGACUUCUCCUCCUCCGCAGAGUUCUAUGUGUCUGUCGGUGUGUUUGCGUUCCUUUAUUGCACCGCCACCCUCGUCCUCUACCUGGGCUACCAGCAUGUCUACCGGCAGACCAGCCGCGGGCCCAUUGUAGACCUGGUGGUGACCGCCGUCUUUGCCUUCCUGUGGUUUGUGUCCGCGGCAGCUUGGGGCAAAGGCCUGACGGAUGUCAAAUGGGCCACCCAUCCAGAUCGCCUCGUGGAGCACUGCAAGGAUGUCUGUCACGUAGGAACGCAUCCUUCAAUGGGCCGCCUUAACGCCUCUGUGAUUUUCGGCUUCUUGAACUUGAUCCUGUGGGGCGGUAACUGCUGGUUUAUUUACAAGGAGACCCCUUUCCACAAGGAUCCAAUCCCGCCUGCCACCAUGGAGGAAGGAGAAGCUCCUGGGCCUUAAGCCCAACCACCGAGGGUCCUCAAGCAUCACCCUGUACCCACAGCAACGCUUUGUGCCCAACAUUGGUCUGUGAUCAUAACCUGCAGAAAUGGAUACAAAAUGAAGUCCUACAUACCCCCCCCCCAGCAACAUAAAUAUAUUUUUGAUUAUCAUCAAAUCCAGAUUCCUUUGCCUUGAAAACACUAAGCUCAAAUACAAACUAAAAUCAAGACGUGCAGCGAUAAACACUUUGUGUAAUUGUUUUUCAGAACAGCAGGUCCACAGUGCAUUUACCUCCGCAGUAGCAGACCGUCCUCUCUGCACGUCUGCCCCUCAGGGAGCCCCCUAGUGAGGAAAUUCUGAUGUAAGAACCCAGUAUCUCUGCUGCCCCGCCCCCCCAAAGAGAGAAGGGAUUAACAGAAGUUCAAAUCAAACAACCCCCACAGCCAAUAAAAGCAAGUUUUGCCUUAUUUAAAAAAAUAAAAUAAAUAGAGGUGGUGGGAGCAAAUGCCCGGCUGGGGUCCCGCUCUUCUUAAAUCAUAUAUAAGAUGACGUGCUACAACACUCACAACAAGUACUGUAACUGUAAACAUGUUAACUCUCCGAGACAUGAGCCUCAGUGUUUUUGCACGACAGCGUGUUAAGGCCGCAUUAAAGGGAAAAAAAAGUCAAGAAAAGUUGUAACACAUAAACAUAAAACAUAUUAUUUAGGAUGUAGGCGACAAGCGGGCUAAAUGUUGUCACCAGAAUUACAGGCCAGUUUAAGAAAUGAUUCAUAUUACUGAUGGUCGUCCCUCAAUGUGUGCGUUACAGCUUAGAUACUUUAACGUCACCGGUGCUCUCUUUUCCACAUGUAUGAUAAUCCCCGUAUUUUUGUCUCCUACGGAUCGUGUCUUGUACCCACAUCCUCCUCGCUCCGUGUCUGCUCGGGUAAAAACGAUCCCAAAUUUUAAAAAAAACCAUGCUGUAAAAAGUAACGGCGCAGUGUCGGUCAUAAAGCAGCUGUUAUCAACAGACUGUUGUCAUAGGAACAGGACCGACGUGCAGCGCUUUUCUUCUCAGAGCACAAACGCUUUUUUAUUUCCUGGAAAAAACCAGGAGUUAAUUUAAUUUAAAAAGAGUUAAUUUCAAGAACAACAAGGCGUAAUUUAUGCAGCGUAUGGUUUAGUUUUUUGUUAGGGAGAACUUCAGAAGAGAAGCCAGCCGCCUGCGCUAAAAUCAGGAACGUGAAGCAUCUCACUAGUUUCAGUUAUUCUCGAAAUAUUACGACUUCAUUGAUUUCAACAUUACAACUUUUCUCUUCAUAACUGAGACUUAUUUUUUUCUUUAACGUGGCCCGUUUACGCGGUUGCCUUUUUGACCUUCCAAAGCAGUUCCUUGGUUUUGAAUCACCGCCAUGCCUUAACCCACUAAUCUUUGACACUACUGACACACACACAGACACACUAAUACACACUAAUACUGUCUAUCUGUGUAGUUUGACUUCAUUUAGCUAAACUUGCUGGAGAGAAAAAAAACACACACUGUAAAGAUAACACACACAACAAAAGCAGCUUCGACUUUGAGAAUAUGAUUUUGAGGUUGUGACGGCGUCUUUUUUUUAAAAUGUUCGGCCUGAAUCCAGACUGAAGCAGGCUCUUUGUAUGUUUACUACAGUAGCUGUUGUACAUCAAUAUGUUACAUUUACUCUCCUCAGUAACACACUCAUCCUAGUUUAAAACCUUCUUCUCUUAUUUGUGCAAACUCUAACCUGCAGGGACUUUCUUCUUUUUUUUUUUUUACACGGAUCAUAUGUAUUUUUACCAACAAUUAUUGGUCCAUUGCAUAUUUUUUUAAAACCAAUGUUGGGUUUCUGUUUUUAUUAACCCAAGGAAAACAGUCUGUGUGCAGCUUCUCCUUGAUUUUUUCUUUUUUUUUGUAACAUUGUCAGAUUUGUUGUUGAGUCCGUUGCUCCACUAAGAAGCCUUACAC
Molecule: messenger RNA, 2824 nt
Organism: Labrus bergylta (ballan wrasse)
Lineage: Eukaryota; Metazoa; Chordata; Actinopteri; Labriformes; Labridae
Gene: sypl2a
Product: synaptophysin-like 2a
Cellular component (GO): synaptic vesicle; synaptic vesicle membrane
Source: RefSeq, a predicted model, not a curated record